UAGCAGUUAAUUAACCAUUGCACGAUUACGCGUGUGUGUUAUUUGAUGUUUUGUAGAUGUUUUAGAUUAUUCGUCAACUUUACCACACCCUAGUGCAAAAAUCAGAACGAUGACACUUGCGAUAAAAAGCUAUAGACAUUAAACUUAACAUUUAUCGUCAAGUAUUAUUGAUCAGCAAAAUAAAUAUUAGCAAAACAAAUAACAUUAUGGAUUUGGAGUUUGAUGAUAUAUUAGAUAAGAAAAGAAUUAGAAGUUACGAGGAGAUUUUGGGGCAAAAGCAAGAUAAAGAAGGAUUUGAAACUGCAACCACAAUCGAACAAAAUCGUAUUGAAGAUGAUGUGCUUACAUUAUAUCAAUUAUGCAAAGAACCAACUUUAAUUAAACAGAGGCAUAUUAGUUUUUUAAAGAAAUCAAUCAAUAAUUUAAGUGGGGCUUAUGAGUGUUUGGACUGCAGCAAACCUUGGCUGUGUUAUUGGAUAUUGCAUUCACUUGAAAUAUUAGGAGAACGUUUGGGGGACGAGGAAUAUUCCAAGAUAGCAGGCUUUUUAGCUAAGUGUCAAUCACCCGAAGGUGGUUUUGGAGGUGGCCCAGGACAAUAUCCACAUUUAGCUUCUACAUAUGCUGCUAUAAAUGCACUAUGCACUAUUGGUACGCAAGAGGCAUACAAUGUGAUAGAUAGGAAGAACUUGCGCCAGUUUCUAAUGUCUCUACGAGGGGAAGAUGGUUCAUUUUGCAUGCAUGCCAAUGGUGAAAUUGACAUGCGUGGCGCAUACUGUGCUCUAGUUUCUGCAAAAUUAACAAAUGUGUACACUCCAGACAUGUUUAGAGGUACAGAAGAGUGGAUAGCCAAGUGUCAGACAUGGGAGGGUGGGUUUGGAGGUUGUCCAGGGAUGGAGGCUCAUGGUGGAUAUGCGUACUGUGGCUUAGCAGCACUCGUGCUUCUUGGGAAAACAUAUAUGUGUCGUUUACCAGCACUCUUAAGAUGGAUAGUAAAUAAGCAGAUGCGUCUAGAGGGUGGUUUUCAAGGACGUACCAAUAAACUGGUGGAUGGUUGUUACUCAUUCUGGCAAGGUGGAGCAUUCCCAUUGAUUCAUGCUAUCUUGUCGAAAGAAAAAGAAGAGUAUAAUUCCAAUUACUGGUUGUUCAAUCAAGAGGCCUUACAAGAGUACAUAUUAGUUUGUUGUCAGCAUCCACUAGGUGGUCUUCUGGAUAAACCGGGAAAAAACCGAGACCUAUAUCAUACAUGUUACGCUCUAAGUGGAUUAUCAGUUGCACAAAAUUCACCACGUCCAUCGAUCGUUGGAUCAAAAGUAACAAAUUCAGUGGCGAUUAUACAUCCAGUUUACAACUUGGUAGUAUCCUCCGCUACAAACGCGCUAAAACAUUUUGGUACCCUACCGAUACCUGAUUUUGAUGCGUCUUAGCUAUUUUAAAUUGUAUUAUAUCUAGGUUUCUCUUUUCUAAAAUAUAGAUUUCAAUAUAU
Molecule: messenger RNA, 1483 nt
Organism: Harpegnathos saltator (Jerdon's jumping ant)
Lineage: Eukaryota; Metazoa; Arthropoda; Insecta; Hymenoptera; Formicidae
Gene: Fntb
Product: Farnesyl transferase beta subunit
Exons: 7
Coding region: 207-1424 (405 amino acids)
Biological process (GO): protein farnesylation
Cellular component (GO): protein farnesyltransferase complex
Molecular function (GO): protein farnesyltransferase activity
Source: RefSeq, a predicted model, not a curated record